GCAUCCUCUCAAAAGCACUGCCUCAGCACAGCCAGUCAGUCUGCCUUCAGCCCGUAAAGGAUGCUACCAGCCGUAGGAUCCAAUUCAAGAGUCCAGACCGAGAUAAAUCUCUACCGAAGUAAGUCUGUCAACGAAAUUAACCACGCUUUGAUUUUAAACUACAUGGGAUCAGCUCUGAAACUGAAGAGGAGCUGAAACUGAUAAACUCAUUGCCUCAUUUUCAUUUUCAACUUGAUAUCGGAGCAUUGGAGUCGUCGGCACGGAUGCAGCUCCAUACCGGUUCCAGAAGUUGGACAGUCAGAGAUGUAAAUGCAACGAGCAUUGAAUUUGGACAUUCCCAGCAAAGUGCAGACGGUGUGCGUUAUUGUGCAUUGGCCGAUUUGAAUUAUAUUAAGUGUCUUACAGAGGGUGAUCAACAUGUGGCACUUAAAUAAAAGGCACCUUUAAUCUAUCUCAGGCAUGGAGGAAUAUUGAUCUCCGAAGAGCCUUUGGGUGCAACUUAUUCACAGUAAUGGAAUGAAGACACUAAUUCUGAGAUAAUGGAUGAUAGAUCCAGUAAGCUGAUUUUGGUCCCUAUCUUAGCUGUCCUUUUUGUAAUGAUAGGUUACCAGUACAUAUGUCCUGCUGGCAGCAAUUCGUGCCACUUUAAGACUGAGGACAAAUUCAGAGGAGUGAGUCUACUUUCUUCCUCAUAUCAGGACAGCGAUGAUUUCUACAGAGAUCAAGAUUUGGAGGAUGACAGUUCUCCAAAACUACCGUCUAAAUUCAACUUCACCGAAAGAGACCUUGAUAGGCAUGUGGAGUUCAACAUCAAAGGGGACGACGUGAUAGUGUUUUUGCACAUCCAGAAGACCGGGGGAACCACUUUCGGGAGACACUUGGUGAGGAAUAUUCACUUGGAGCAACCGUGCGACUGCAAGCCUGGACAGAAGAAAUGCACUUGUCACCGACCCGGGAAAGAAGAGUCUUGGCUAUUCUCCCGCUUCUCCACCGGCUGGAGCUGCGGACUGCAUGCGGACUGGACCGAGCUCACGAACUGUGUUCCUGUCAUUAUGGAUAAAAAGGAAGCCCAGAGGAAUAAAAGGAACUUUUACUACAUCACCAUGCUGCGUGACCCAGUCUCCCGCUACCUGAGCGAGUGGAAACAUGUCCAAAGAGGAGCCACAUGGAAGACUGCCCUCCAUAUGUGUGAUGGACGCUCUCCCACCCAGGAUGAGCUGCCCACCUGCUACAGUGGGGAUGACUGGUCUGGUGUCACCCUGUCAGAGUUCAUGAACUGCCCAUCAAACCUGGCCAAUAACCGUCAGGUCCGUAUGCUGGCUGACUUGAGUCUGGUGGGCUGCUACAAUUUAUCCUCUAUGAAUGAGAGCCAACGCAACCACAUUCUCUUAAGUAGCGCCAUGAGCAACCUGAAGAACAUGGCUUUCUACGGCCUGACUGAGUUUCAACGCAAGACGCAGUACCUGUUUGAGCGGACGUUCAGCCUACGCUUCAUCUCUGCUUUCACACAGAUCAACAGCACGCGAGCGGCCAAUGUGGACCUGAGUGAGGCUGUGCGCAAACGGAUCGAGGAGCUUAACUUUUUAGAUAUGCAGUUAUAUGAGUAUGCAAAGGACCUGUUCCUCCAGCGGUUCCAGUUCACCCGCCAGAGGGAGCACCAAGAGGUACGCUUGAAGAGGCGCGAGGAGAGGCGUUGGUUGAGGGUGCAAAGAGAGCAGGACAGGCCAUGGCCACCCAAACAAAAAGUGAGGGGAAACAGAGGCGGGAGAGGGAAUGAAGGCUUUGAAAAGGAAACUGACAGUGACUUGCCCACCACCACUGAGGACUACACAAGCCAAGUGGCCCGUUGGUGAGGUCUCAUCAAGAGAGAUCAGCAAGAGAGUGGAGCUGGUGAAGAUUUCUCACAGACAUUUUGUUCAAAUCUCUCUUGCACAUCCUAGGUCUCUCUUUGUGUCUCACUAAUAAUCUGUCCCCUGCUUCUAUCUGUUUUGCCAGCUUCAGUGUGAUACGAGUGCUCCGCUAAUUCUUUAUGAAAAAUGCCAAGCCUGUGAUUCUCACAGCAGCUCUGUCUUGGAGUGCCCUUUUGUGUCUUAAAUAUUUAAAUGAUGUUUAUAUAUUCCUUUUAUUGAGCUAUUGCCUUGGUUAUUUUUGAUUUGCUGAAUGAGACAGUAAGUCAAAGAGAGAGAAAACAAAAGAAGCUGCUAUAGACUGCUCUGAGUUUUUCAUUUUAACAUUCACAGCAAAUUGAUAAAUGUCAUUGAAGACACUGUCCAUGCCCGUUCUCACUUCAGUGGCAUUAUAUUUCUGUCAGGACCCCUGGUGUCACAAUUAAAGCAGAGAGCAGACUUAAAAGUUAGUAUUUUUAACACCCCAUGUAAACUUAAAAAUUCUUUGCAUUUGACUGAUCUCUAGAUGUACUAGAGGGCACUGGGCUGCCAUGUUUCUGUGCUCGAGGAGCAGAUGGGAAGGGUUAAGGGUCUUGCCAAAGGGCCCAUGGUGGUUCCCUCUGGUGCAGUGGGAAUUCAAACCCAGGUUUUCCAUACCCAAAUCCCCACCUCUGUAACUACUAGGCUACCACAGGGAAGUGUGCUCAUAUCAAAACUGUCCAUAAUCUUUACCAGAACAUAACCAAGUAGUAUCUGUGCCUAAAACUUACCAGGAAAUUGUGCUGCCCAAACCUAACCAAACAGUGAACAAAACAGUAAAUAAAAGUAAAAGUAUGCAGUGAGUGGAUGAAAGAAAUGGUUGCUUACCAGUUGGUAUUUCAUGCUUGAUGAUCAUGUGACUUUUCAUCUACUCUAAGGUGACCUUUCUGCUUGUUUAGAAGUAAAAUAACUUUUGCAGUCAGGAUCCAAUAUUUCUACGACCUCUGUGUCAGUGUACUAAGAACGUUGUGUACUUGGAAAUAUCAAGAGUUUACACAGAAAACAAGUAUUAGAUGCCCUGAGAAUGAGAAUGGAUCGCAAUGUACAAAGUCUUAGAAAACAUAUUUCUUCUAAAAGCUGCUGAAAAAAUAUUAUGGUUGCAUGUCACACAUACACAGUAUACUUAUAGCUGACAAGGGUGAUUUUCAAAAGAAAGGGAUGCACAUGAUAUUGGCAAAACGUUAUCAGCUGAUAAAUGCUCUAAAUGUUGAGCCAAAAAAAAAAAAAUUAACACUGACAAGCAAAGAGGGUCAAUUCUGGCCUGUUUAAUGAUUUCAAGUUUUUUUUGCUAAGCUUAAGAUCAUCCACGCUCAGUGAAGUAAGAUAAAUUCCAACACAGUUUUCCCUAAUUUUUGUGUAAAGAUAAAUCUGGCAUGUUUUAAAUGUGAAUCAAAUUCAUUUUCACCCUUUUGUUUUUUUUUUUUUUUUGUGUUUGUUUGUUUUCACAGAAACUAAAAGUUUGGGCCAUUAAGAUGAGAAUAAGACAAAAAGGAAAAAAAGAUUAGGCUUUCAGAUUUGAUAUCAAAUAGAAGUUCAGAAAAGUGAGGAACCAGGAAAAAAAUCAUCAUUUUAGUUAUUUAGCUAGUUAUAUAUCUAGUCAGCUGAUGACAAAGUGCUAUCAGGUGGGCCUGUUGGUGAGGCUGCCUGAUGGUGAAGGGAGACAGCUUUCUGAAUACAUUAAACCAUCAUUGCCCACAUCCAUGCUGUGCUGGAUGAUUUCAAAACUGUAAUUCUCUGUUUUUUUUUUUACAAGACUUAGUAUACAUGUUCAGAAAUGCCCAAAAGCUCACAGCAAUCUCUUCCUUCUCAGCAAAACUUUUUUGUGGUUAAUCUGGCUUGACUGAGAGGUGUAAACAGACUCCCUCUGGUUUCUGCUUCUGCUUAAUCAGUUGAGAUUAGUUGUUGCAUUCAGGACCCAUCUUCUGAACAAGUUUACCAAAACUCUGUCUCUGAUGUUGAUCUUUUGUUUUUAGUGUUCAAUUAUUUUCUGAAGUACAAUCCCUUGCAGACUUGAGCAUCUCUCUCAAGUUGUUCUGCUUAACAGAGUGUUUUCUAUAAGUAAUUCCUGUAUGAAGGUGUUGGUAAAUAGAGCAGGUGAUGAAAUGUGCCAGUGUGGCUGGUAUGUGGCCUGACUGUGAAUGAGAUGAUCAGCAUUCAGUUCUCACGCCUCUCCCUGUCAAACGGGCUGUUUUUACAUAUUUGUAGACCUGACGGCAACUUUGCUGUGGGCAGUGAGAGCACUCAAACACCAACAGAAUACCAGGAUUGUUUUUAUCUGCUCAAAAAGGCUUUAGUGGCUUGUCUCUUGUCUCAUGUUCACUCAAAACACAUGCAUAUGAAAUUAAAUGUUCACUAAAUGUCAACACUGGAGCCCUGUGCAGUGGCUACUGCUACUGUUACAGCAAUUUUUCAUGUUUCCUCUGUGAUUGCAGUUACUCAUGAAAUACUUCAUGUGGUACAGUUUUGUUUCAUUUCGUUCUGUCUUGUUUGAGUGAUUCAUCCAGUCCCUGCAGUGAAUAUACUGAAUGAAUAUUGGUGUGGUGUUUGCAGCUGUCAGAAGAUGUUUCUACGCACCUGUCUGCAUGGAUGCACUCAUGUCUGAAUGAGAUCAGUUAAGUGUGUGGAUAGACAAGAGAGAAGAAAUAGGUGGUGUGUUGCACAUUUAUAACACUCAGUCAAGUGUUUCAAGUGCAGCUAACCACAUUACAGCACUGUUCUAUGCAUAACUGAGAAUUCAUAUAGUGAAGCAAUUUGUGAUUUAGCAGUGGCAGAAUAGGUUAAGAUCGUGUAAUUUAAUGUCAAAUGAUGGAUAAUGGUUCAUUCAGAAAGCUCUAUCAUUUUCAGCCAAGAAGCAUUAUGGCAAACUGUAGAAGGUUCUUCCUGAAAUUUACAAGUAUCAAUAUUUAAAUGAACAUAAAAUUGACAUUUUUUUAGUCAUUAUCAGGUUCUUUUAAAUUUAAUGAGACUAAAAACAAUCCAUUCGAAAUUCAAAACUGUCAUCAUCACCAAAAAAUUGUUCUCUAACAGUAUUUAUUAUGUUUACUUGUAAGCUAUUUUUUUUCUUUUUUCACAUGUCAAUAAUUAAAAAUGCCAACAUUUCUAUUCCAUUAGAUUUUAGGGUCCUGUGGUCCCUGGUUUUAUGUUAAUGUGGCAAGUAUUCACCUUUAUUAUAAAGGUUUAAUGUGUAGGAUUUAGUGGCACCCAUUGAGGAAGUCGCUUAUAUAAAUCAAAACCAGCUGAAGAAUCUCUGCCUCA
Molecule: messenger RNA, 5180 nt
Organism: Melanotaenia boesemani (Boeseman's rainbowfish)
Lineage: Eukaryota; Metazoa; Chordata; Actinopteri; Atheriniformes; Melanotaeniidae
Gene: hs6st3b
Product: heparan sulfate 6-O-sulfotransferase 3b
Exons: 2
Coding region: 540-1853 (437 amino acids)
Cellular component (GO): membrane
Molecular function (GO): heparan sulfate 6-sulfotransferase activity
Source: RefSeq, a predicted model, not a curated record